AAAUCAAAUAAAUACUGUGCAAAAGUAGGGUUACCCGUCAACUUCCAUUCAACCAUCAAAAAGCAUCUAAGAAGUUUCGGUUAUUUUAAAUUCAAAAUCUAAUUUAUAGUUUAACAAUGGAACCAAUGAACUUGGGAAGCCCUCCAUCGAGUCCAGCAUCGCCAAACCCGAACUUUUUACCCGCGUAUUUGAUGGGCGAAUCGCAGCAAAUCACAUCACCCAGUAAUCCAGCAAUUUCUCCCGGUCGCAAUAAAACACCGCUCAUGAUGAAGACCGGCACGCAACAGCAAUACUCCAACAACAUCCGCCAAAAACUCUUCAAUCAAUCCACUCUUUCCGACUUCAACUCACCAAUUACCAGCCCAUUUGGCAGCCCAGCUGUAGAAAAAGCAGGGCCACCUAAAACAGGUCUCUUUGAUGUAGCUGAGAAGGCAAACACUCCAGUACUCAGCAGUACAAUGCGCCAUCCUGCACCAAAUGAACAAAUCAUGUUUGGCAUGAAUGAUAGCACAAUGUUUGACACAAUUGAUGGUAGCUUCAGACAAAGUGCAGGAGCACCAGCUAAUUUCAAUGAUAGUUUCAACAACUAUCUUAAUUACAGUCAGAUGGAUGCAAGAAGUGUGUCUAUGAACAUGGGAAGGCAAAUGAAUCAAAUCAAUACAUUAUGGGUGACUGUCUUUGGUUUUGUACCAAGCAGUACCAGCUUGAUAAUUGCUCAAAUGUCUAAUUGUGGCACAAUUCAAGAGAAAAAGUAUCCCACACAAGGGAAUUGGAUACACCUAAAGUAUUGCUCUGCACAAGAAGUAGCAAAGGCGCUGUUGCUCAAUGGAAAACUGAUUUCAAACAGUAUCAUGAUUGGUGUUGUGCCAUAUUAUAACAAGUGUGAAAUGGAUAAGGAAAACAAUAUGUCCGGCGCACAGUAUUCGUCACCAAUAAUUGCAAGAUCACAAGCAAGAUCAUUGCGCACAUCGAACGUGCCGCAAUUGAAUUCAAACACGGUUGUGUCACCACAAAACGUCCCUCAAAAGUCCACCGGACUGGUGACGAAGGCAAUGGAGUACGUUUUUGGAUGGUGAAUCUUUAAUAAUCGUGUCGUUUCCGUCGAAUUAAUUGCUCACGUCUUUCAUUUUUAUCUAAUUUAUACAAUUGCAUACUUUCUGUUUACUUUACUUCGAUUUAUCAUGUUUGUCUUACUGAUUUCAUGAAUUGUGUUAGAACAUAACUACGACGUUGUGAUUUUAUUGCAAAUAUACUUUACAUUUGUA
Messenger RNA from Dalotia coriaria, 1265 nucleotides. Its product is annotated as nucleoporin Nup35-like. The transcript is spliced from 2 exons. The record is from RefSeq and is a predicted model, not a curated record. Lineage: Eukaryota; Metazoa; Arthropoda; Insecta; Coleoptera; Staphylinidae. Gene Ontology annotation, cellular component: nuclear pore nuclear basket; nuclear pore central transport channel; nuclear membrane. Bases 117 to 1076 code for a protein of 319 amino acids. Gene Ontology annotation, molecular function: structural constituent of nuclear pore; phospholipid binding; nucleic acid binding. Gene Ontology annotation, biological process: nuclear pore organization; NLS-bearing protein import into nucleus.